This is a messenger RNA of Patella vulgata (common limpet), 4110 nucleotides long. Its product is annotated as serine-rich adhesin for platelets. The transcript is spliced from 6 exons. The record is from RefSeq and is a predicted model, not a curated record. NCBI's taxonomy places the organism in Eukaryota, Metazoa, Mollusca, Gastropoda, Patellidae. The coding region runs from base 79 to 1830 and encodes 583 amino acids.
UUUAGACUGGUGGGUGAUUCAUUUGUGUCUUCUAGAUAUAAUUGUAUUGUAUUUGUGUUUCCCAGGUCACUGGAGAAAAUGGAACAAGUUUUCGAAGUUUUGCUGUCUUUAACAGUUAUUUUAACAGCUGAAGUAUCAACCACCCCAACAGAGAAGACUGGUUUUACUUUGUUUACACGAAACAGUACAUGGAAUGAAGCGUAUUGUAUAUGUUUGUAUCAUGGUAUGAAUCUGUUAACACUCGACACUAGGGAGAAAGCCACUACAUUUGAAUAUGUUUAUGAGAACGCAGUUAUUAGCAGUGGCAGUUGGUCAGCAUUAUCUAACGACCAUUGGUUUGGUUUGUAUAAUAGCGGCAUGUCCGGGAAUAGGUAUACCUAUGACUGGACCAAUGGACAACCGUACUCAUGGAGUAAUUGGUAUCCCAAUGAGCCAAAUUUUGAACAUGAUGAUAAAUGUGCGCGAAUAGAUGUGUAUCUUUGGAGAACAAUGACAUGUUAUAGUCAAUACACCUUUUUUUGUCAGAAAGCUUUGGGUUCAUGUACCAUGGAGAAGGUAAAAAUGUCUACACCAUUAGGAACACCGAGUGAAAAACUUGAUCUUGCAGAGAGUGACUGUAUCAGAUACUGCCAGGACGAUUCCUCAGCCACUGAUCAAUGUUAUGCUGUACAGCUGGUAGCCCUAUUAACUUGUCAUGUCUACAAAUCCACUGACAAUAAUAUGUUUGUUAAAAGGUCUGACGAAUCUUUGUUAGAUUCAACCAGUAAUAUUUACAGAAAAGUUUGUUACGAAGGGUCUGUUAAUACAGGAGAUUUAAUAUAUAGUGACACAGGAAAUAAACCCUCGUUAACGUGUGGUUUAACUACAACACCGACCACCUCUUCAUCGACAACUACUACUACCCACUCUACAACAUCACCAACAACCACAACUGCUUCUACAACAACAUCAUCACCAACAACCACAACUGCUUCUACAACAACAUCACCGUCAACAACUUCUACUUCUUCUACUGCAACAUCACCGUCCACAACUACUGCUCCUUCUACAACAACACCGUCCCUCGCUACUACUCCUUCUACAACCACAUCACCGUCAACAACUACUACACAUUCUACAACAACAUCCCAGCCCACUACUUCAACAAUACCGUCAGCAGAAUUUACAUUUAUAACAGAAUUUCUUUCGGCAAUAACAAAUACACCGACAUCACCAUCAAGCAAUGCAUCUUCAUCUUCGUCCACUUUGAUGGCAUUAUUGGCCAGAUCAUCCUCAACACAAUUACCCGCAUCAGCGUCCUCGUUGGUGUCUUCGUCGGAGACCUCCUUCCAAAGUUCUUCGACGUUAGGUAUUGUUCUGGCGUCAACAGUUGCAAAUUACCCUAUCUCCUCAAAUCUCAAUAUUGAUCCGACAAGUGUAUUGGAUAUAAGUUCACCCGGAGUGGAACAAAUAUCACUUUCGCCGUCUCCUACAACUCAGUUGUCACCCAUUUCACUACAAACAUCUUUAGAUACCACAGCCUCACAGUUUACCAGAAUCAUUCCAAAAAUGUUGUUGUGUGGUUGUAAGUGUUCACUGAGUUCUGUUGAUUUUCAACUCAAGAUACAACAGGUCGUAGAUGAAUUAACGGUCAUUAAAAACACUACAUCAUCUUUCCGUCGUAAACUGACAUCGGCCGAAGAUGUGAGGCCGUCUGCCCAGGCACUAGGUGCUGUCGGGAUUUUCGUGUUUACAAUUACAUUUGGUGUAAUUGUGGUACUAGAUGCUGCGAGAUUUAUUAGAUUUAUGUACCGACAAAUGGGCGAUAAAGACUCAAACAGUUAUGAAUAAGUUACAAAUUUGCAGUUGGUGGGAUGCCAGUUUCUGUUUAUUUGAUUAGGCUUUUAUUAUGUAUCUUUUAAAAAUUAAGACAUAAUGACUUAAUCUGGUAUACAUAUACGUUUGUUUGUGAUUUCUGCGUUUUGUGUAAUUGUGUGUGGUGCAAUCGUUUCCAGGCCCUCACUGACAGAUCAAGUUGGAUGGAUUGUCGAAAUGAUGGGGUUUUGGCAUAAAGACUUUAUCUUGGUUGUUUGGAGGUAUUUUUGUCGGAUUCGAGACAUACUAUACGCUACCGUGCACCCUGUCUUGUCGAAUUUACGUUUAUGCAAUAAAACAUUUUGUAAGCAAUGAAGUACUAGUGUAUGCACCUUGUGUAAAUAAUAUGUGUGGAUAUUGCGCAAAUAUUGAGAACUACGUGUUUGCGGAAACAGAAUUGUGUUUUGGCGCGUAACUGUGUCGCAAUAACAUGUUCGGACUGCUUCAAUUCAGUAGACCAUAAAUGUGUGUCCGUACCUUUUUUAUAGAAAUAGGUCAAUGUGACAGACAUACGCAGUUGUUGUUGAGAUGUACAGUUCCAUCAUGCCGAUUAAUAAUAUUUGUUCGAUCCUUCUCAUAACACUAGACUUACCCAACUAUUGCGAACUGUUGGAGUGGUGGGGUUUUCUUUCGGGUUUGGGGGAUUUUAAUGACGAUUCAAAAACGGGCGUGGGCCGAUCAUUUGGAAAAUUAGAAUUUAACAACUGUUUUAAGAAAAUUGUUUCGCGUCGUUCAGCUCGGCUGGUCGUUUAUACAUUUGUUUAAAGCGGAAAUUGCAAAUUUUUAAGUUAUAUUUUUAAAAUUUAUUAAAAUAAAGCCUGAAAAUAGAUGGUAUCCAUAAACAGUCCUACCUUGUUAAAGAAUAAUCUUAUUAAUCCUAUAAUUCACUAUUACCAGCUGAGAAAUUGGCAAAAAUAUCAUUUUCCUCUUCAUUUUCAAACGGUUUGAAAAAAGCUACUCCAUGGUGGAGAAUAGAAAACAAGGGAGGUAAUUGGGAGUAAUUGUGUUAUUAUUUCCUGUGUAAAUGAGUUGUAAGUGUGAGAAUUACACCUAUGAUCGUAUAAUUGUGAGUUGACAACCUAUUGAGCAAAAGACAUAGAAAUAAUUACGUUUUGACUUUCUUAGAAAAUUUGCAAUUUCCGCUUUAAAUUCUUACUGGGUAUCAAUUACAUACGCCUUCCAAUUGCCGUCUUUGGAUGAUUAAAAUUCACCAACAGAAUAAUUUAUUGCCAUGACAGGUGCUAGAUAAUGGUGUAAUUUUAUAACUUUGCAAAUCAUUGUGGGCAAAAUAAAGCAAGUUAACAGUGAAUACAAAAUUUCACGACAUUUGGCAUGCUUUGGUUACAUUAAAGGAGCUAAGUCUCUAACUCAUUAUUUUCCAUAAUAUUCAAAAUUAAAAACACGAAUUAGAAUUUAAUAUUGAUCAAUUUCAAGCAAUAUUGACCUUAUCUUGCCGUGAAACUAUGGGAUCCUAAUUAAUAUCCAAUAUUUAAGACACAAUUAACAUUUUAUAAUCAGUACACGGGUCGUGUACCCUAUGGUUUUGGGUGCCAUUUUGUAAUGAACAAAUAAAACAUAUCCUACAACACAGUGUGAAAAUGAUUAGUAAAUGCCGAUUCACAAACGACAAAAAAAUAAUUUUUAAAAAAACGUGUAGAAUGCACUAAGCAGGCGUAAACGACUGCCAUUCAAUUUGAACUGUUCACGUAUUUCACCGAACAUAAUUGAUUAGAAAUUUCAUUCUUUUUUCAAAAAUUGAAUAUAAAUCUCUUUACAUACAUUCAUAUAACAUUAAUAUGCGCUUUUAGAAACAUUUGGUCUAUUUCAAGGUUCCAAAAAAUAGAGCCACACGCCCUUUAAUGAAAACAAAUUUGAUUUUUUAUUUAUGUUAACCUUGUUUAAUUGUAACUGGAGAAGUUUGAUUCAACAUCAAGCCACACGCUGUAUCCUUUCAAACAGUUUGAACAAUAGAAGACGGACGUAAUUCAAUAUUUGCAACAACAAAGUGUGUAAGGAAUAAAAUACGUAUUAUAAAUUAAUAAUUGGUAUAUUUUGUUUGAGGGAAAAGUAUGUUACGGGUAAUAGAAAUCGUAACUGUUUUAUCGAAAAUUUGGGUAAACAGUUUAUUCUUUGUUCAGCGGAAAAAUAUUAUAUUAAACGUGUUACUUGAUAGAUCAUAAAUUAUCGAUCUAAUAACAUGUAAAAUUUAGGUUUUCGGCGACUUUUUAGUCAGUUUUUCUUUGGAAUCGUGGUAUC